Messenger RNA from Caenorhabditis remanei, 954 nucleotides. RefSeq lists its product as uncharacterized. NCBI's taxonomy places the organism in Eukaryota, Metazoa, Nematoda, Chromadorea, Rhabditida, Rhabditidae. The transcript is spliced from 8 exons. The coding region runs from base 1 to 954 and encodes 317 amino acids. The record is from RefSeq and is a predicted model, not a curated record.
AUGAUGAAACAAGUGAAAACUGAAAUUGUCGAUUUGGAAUAUGAUGACGCUGAAAGAUGGCAAGAGCAGGAAGAUGAUGAGGACGCUCUGCUCGUUGCCAGAAAAAUAAAACAAGAAUUUGAAGCCAACUCCCCAUCUCCGACUCCUCAACCUGUUCAUGUAGUAAGAGAAUCGCACAAUCACCGUCAUCCACCAGAAAUCGAACGACCGUCCGCUCCUAUUGUGUUCGACCAUUUUAUAUGUAUGCGAAUCGGUUUGAAUUCUCGAAACAACGUGCAAAGAUUAAUGGCACUAUUGACUGCUCAUGAAUUUGUAGACCUCACAGUCCUACCCGGUCCCUCAAUGAUGGCACCACCAAUGCCACAGAUGUUACCAAUUGGUAUCCCUCGACAUCACUCCCAACCGCCAUCCCGAAUACUCACACUUUGCCAACAAGAACCAUCAACUUCCAAUGGGAAUCCACAUGAAAUUUUGACGAUAGAACCCAGAAACCGUAUGGUUCCUCAGUUCACCCACCUGAAAGUAAAACGGAAUGUAGUGAAGAAGAUGGUUCCAAAAACAUUCAUAAGGCCUACACCAUCUGCGGAUUGCGGUAUAAUACCAAUCAACAUGCAAUGCAGAAAGUGUGAUGAGAUAUUACCAAAAGGGUCGCACGGAUCGAGUGCUCUGAAUCACGUACAAAAAAAUCAUCUUAAAAUGGCUGCUUUUCAGUGUAGAAUAUGUAAACACUACAGAACUACUCAGGAAAGGAUACAAUCCCAUGUGACAACAGUUCACAAGGCCAAAUCAACAAAAUUCGACUCUUCACUAGCCGGACCACUCUCAUCUGAAGAUAUGAAGAAAAUGGAAGAAAUGAUAACAUAUUGCUUUCCAAAAUUAAAAAUGGAACUACAAGUAACCGAUCGUUUGAUAGCCAAAACCAUGGAAGUUGAUCUCUCUACAAGCAAAUCAUAA